Dissoconium aciculare CBS 342.82 is the source of this 1620-nucleotide messenger RNA. RefSeq names its product DEAD/DEAH box RNA helicase. The record is from RefSeq and is a predicted model, not a curated record. Bases 1 to 1620 code for a protein of 539 amino acids. The transcript has 6 exons. Lineage: Eukaryota; Fungi; Ascomycota; Dothideomycetes; Mycosphaerellales; Dissoconiaceae. Gene Ontology annotation, molecular function: RNA helicase activity; ATP binding; RNA binding. Gene Ontology annotation, cellular component: nucleus.
AUGAAUCAUGGCAAGUCCAAUCACGAGUCCGAUUCGGAUCAAUUGAAUGGUAGCUCUGGUCAGCACGCUGGCUGGUCCGCAUUCAUCGCAGAACACGUCGAAGAAGGCGCUGCUCGCAACCCAGACUGGCUUGGCAACGCCCAAGUCUAUGAGUGGUCUGACGAGUACGGAAAUGUUGCUCCUCGCCAUCCGGGUCUUGAAGAAGAGCUCUUUGGUGACAUGAAGCCGGAAGGCGAAUACCGUGGUGUGCUCGAUAUCGAGGUGCGAGUCGAAGGCCCAGAACGUCUACAACCGAUUCGGAAGUUCGAAGAUGCGGGCCUCCACCCAGUCCUUCUGGAGAACAUUGCUCUGUGCAGAUACGGUAGCCCGAUGCCAAUUCAGUCCUACAUCAUCCCCGCCGUGCUUACCGGCCAUGAUGUGGUCGGAAUCUCUCAAACCGGGAGCGGAAAGACGGCUGCCUACCUUGUCCCGGCAAUCUCGAAACUGGCUGGAAAGGUUGAGCUGAUGGCAUGUUCACGACGCAAGGGACGCGCGGAGCCUUUGAUCGUGAUCAUGGUGCCAACACGCGAAUUGGCGCUGCAAAUCUUCAAUGAUGCUCGUCGACUCUGCUAUCGCACAAUGAUGCGUCCUUGCGUGGCAUAUGGCGGUCGAGACGACACUGCCAACAGUAUCAAAGAGAUAAGCAAAGGCUGUGAUAUUCUCAUCGGCACGCCUGGGAAACUGAAAGACCUCAUGGAAAAACCCGACGUGCUGACCAUGUCUCGCGUGAAGUAUACAGUCAUUGAUGAAGCUGACGAACUGCUGAGCCCGGACUGGGAUAGCGAGUUCUCGAUGCUGAUGGUCGGAGGAGAUACAAAUGAGGAUGCGGAUCACGUAUUCAUGAUGUUCUCUGCCACUUUCCCAAAGGAGGCUCGUUCUCUGGCACGUCAGUACAUGGCUGAAGACCAUUACCGCAUUCGUGUCGGUCGCCCAGGUCAAUCCCACAUGAACAUCCGGCAAGACAUUAUCGAGGUCGAUCACUUUCGCAAGAACGAAGCAGUCUACGACCUCCUCGAGUCCGUGGAACGGACCCGAACGUUGAUAUUCUGCAACUCCAAAGCUACGGUGGAUCUGCUUGACGACUACCUGUAUAACAGAGGACUGCCUGUCACUUCCAUCCAUGGAGAACGAAACCAGCGAGAGCGCGAGGAUGCAUACACCGCAUUCAGAACGGGCAGGUGCCCAAUUCUCAUCGCGACGGGACUUUCGUCUCGAGGCUGGGACGUGUCUAACAUCGGUCACGUCAUCAAUCGUGAUCUCCCAGACACCCAGUACGGUGGAAUCACAGAGUACGUACAUCGGAUUGGUCGCACCGGUCGCAUGGGUCACACAGGUCUCGCCACAUCCUUCUUCGGCGACCGUGAUGAAGGUCUCGCCCAGGACCUGGUGAACUGCCUGGUGGAGUGCAAUUGCCCGGUUCCAGAAUUCCUGUCCCACCUCACGCCUCAGGAAGGACAGAUUGACUUUGGUGACAACAGCGACGAUGAAGCGGACGAAGAUCAUCCCAGUGGCGAUGACAAUGGCAACGCUGAUGGGGAUGUUGACGAAGCUGCCGACGAGCUUGCCCGUUCUCGACUUUGA